Messenger RNA from Brassicogethes aeneus, 390 nucleotides. NCBI's taxonomy places the organism in Eukaryota, Metazoa, Arthropoda, Insecta, Coleoptera, Nitidulidae. The record is from the annotation of a GenBank genome assembly.
AUGAACGAGCUGGUGGCCAAACAACAGGUCACUGGGAAGGCCAUCCUUCAACUCUACAGCAACAUGAAGAAAGAUUCGACCUCAAGAAAGUCAACUGAAUACUUUAAACGCCGCACUGAGGCGUUGAACGAACAUUGGGCAAAUGCGAAACAAACUCAUGCCGAGAUUAUUAAAAUCAAAAAAUCAUCUAAUGAAUAUUGGACAUCAGAAUAUUAUAAACAAAUCGAAAAGUCGUAUCGAGACUGUUAUAGGUACAUUCAGAACUCAACAACAUGUAUUAACGAAUCCAGCGAAGACGAAGAUACACGAGUAAAAUACCAGAUGCAACACAUACAGACCAUAGAUAGGUACGAAAUUCUGUCUGAAAAAUUAGUUAAUCAAUGCAAGUAA